AUGGGCAUCAGGAAGCGCGAAACCAUCAUCUUGGCUGUCUCGGCAUUCAUCGCCAGAAGGGUCGAGCGACCAGCGACCAGCAACCGACUUCAGGAGAGACCGUCUUCUUCGGAAUGGACUGUUUUUUUCCCGUUUCGUCGGGUCGCGUUUUUGGCUCACGAAUUGCCAGACGGAUUUGUGCAUGAGCAGGCGGCCUAUUGA
Molecule: messenger RNA, 201 nt
Organism: Protopolystoma xenopodis
Lineage: Eukaryota; Metazoa; Platyhelminthes; Monogenea; Polystomatidea; Polystomatidae
Source: the annotation of a GenBank genome assembly